AUGAAAGCGGGGCUCGAUACCACCCAAGGGAGGAUUUCGGACGUACUCCAUGUCACAAAUGAGAUCACCGGAGAGGAUGUACUCGAAGCAGUGCCUUCUACAGUUGAUAUAUUUGGUGCUGGAGGCGCUGAGCUUCGGCUGGACACUGGAGGAGACGAGGACUCGGGCGAUGACAAGAACGAUGAAUGUGACAAUGAUGAUAACGACGCCUUAUCAGAUAGGCUCGAUUUUGGAUCAGAUGAGGGGCCAAUUGAAGGCUUUGCGGGUGCACUUGUUAUCGGCGUGGAAGUAGCAUCGGCAGAGUUGCCAGACGAUUGCGCCAGAGGACUGGACAAGACUGUACUUGCAACAUGA
Molecule: messenger RNA, 354 nt
Organism: Penicillium chermesinum
Lineage: Eukaryota; Fungi; Ascomycota; Eurotiomycetes; Eurotiales; Aspergillaceae
Exons: 1
Coding region: 1-354 (117 amino acids)
Source: RefSeq, a predicted model, not a curated record